CCCAUCCCAUGUUAUCGGCCUCCUCUUGCCUUUGCCUCUGACCCUUCCUCGUUCAAACCGACAUGGCAUCGUGGUUGAAGGCCUCAACAUGGGAGCUUGAGCCUGAUGCCGGAGAUCCCGCAGGCAAGGGAUGGAGCAACAAGGAUAUGGAGCCUGUCCCUCCGCAUUUGCGGACUUGGUCGUCGUUCAACUAUGUCAUGUAUUGGGUAUCAGAUGCCACCAACGUUGCUGUCUGGGAGCUCGCGUCCUCCAUGAUCGCUAUCGGACUCUCAUGGCGUCAAGCUCUCCCUGCUAUUGCCCUUGGUCACAUUAUCAUUUCUGUGGUGAUGGUUGCCAACGGCACGAUAGGAGCACGACUGCACGUCCCGUUCCCGGUGCUGAACCGCAGCUCUUUUGGGUUUUACUUCUCCUACUUCUCAGUCAUCAGCCGAGUGGUGCUGAGCAUGUUCUGGUUCGGCAUCCAAACGUACACGGGCAGCGAGUGCGUGUAUCAAAUGCUGAAAGCGAUAUGGCCAUCUCUCGCGCACCUGCACAACGACCUCCCUGCUGGUGCUAACAUAACGACUUCAGGCACGUUUCUUAUAUGUGGUUCGUUUGUACUAUCUCAAAUUUCUUCGUGGCAAACAGGAAUGAUGUGCUACUUCCUGUACUGGCUCAUUCAAUUCCCGCUCAUGCUGGUCUCACCCCAAAAGAUUCGCUACCUCUUCACUGCCAAGGGCAUCAUCGUCCCCUGUGCCUGGCUUGCCAUGUUAAUCUGGUCCUUCAUCAAGGUACCUUCUGAAUCUUCCGAAGGAUUGUUCGCGCAACGUAGCAGCCUGCACGGAUCCAAACUAUCUUGGGCUUGGCUGAGUGCGCUGAACUCUGCGCUUGGGAUAUACUCGACGUUAGCUGUCAAUAUUCCUGAUUUCACACGAUACGCAAAGGAUGAGCGAGCGCAAUACAUCCAGUUAGGGAUUAUCCCCGUUGCUUUCACUUUUUGCGGUUUCAUCGGCAUGGCCGUCACCAGCGCGGGCAUCCACCUCUACGGUGAGGUUCUAUGGGACCCGCUUCGACUUAUCGACAAAUGGGACAACCGCGCUGCGGCCUUCUUCGCCUCCUUCGCUUUCGUCCUGGCCACUCUCGGUACCAACAUAUCUGCAAACUCGCUUUCUGCUGGCAACGAUAUGGCCGCUCUUCUCCCCAAGUACAUCAACAUCCGACGCGGACAGGUGAUCUGCGCUAUCCUUGGAGGAUGGGCCCUGGCGCCUUGGGAGAUCCUGGCCAAUGCGACGGGAUUCUUAAGCUUCAUGAAUGGGUAUACCGUAUUCCUGGGGCCGUUCGCAGGAAUCAUGGUGACAGACUACUGGCUCAUCCAUCGCUGCAAGGUUGACGUACCGGCGAUGUACCUGCCGCAGGGCCGCUAUCGCUACAUAGGCGGUGUUAACUGGCGGGCAGCGUUGGCACUCCUCUGCUCGGUCCCACCGACGAUGCCAGGAUUGAUUAACUCUAUAAACACGAACAUCAAUGUGGGGAAUGCGGUACACCUCUUCGAUAUCGCCUGGCUCUUUGGGUUCGUUGUUGCAUCCGUGGUUUACUAUGCUGCUUCUACGUUCUUCCCGGCUAAGGAGACGUACCUCGAGGAGGCCAUCUACGUCCUGUACGAUGAAGAGAAGGACGGGACCCCGUCGGCGGAUAACGACGAAGAGAAGUCACAAGAAGGGGAGGUCGAGAAGUUCAUGCCUACGUCGCAGGUUUCUACCCGUAUGGUCUGAAACCGAAGUGCCGUGUUCAUCUCCAGAGUUCGAGGACCGUCUUAGGAACAGGUGGAUAGAACGAAUCUUAUAAGAUGUGUGGUCCGUCAAUGUGACAUGAUAUAUCUUAUCGUCGAUGAGGAAUGAAUGACUACAUGGCGAUUCUUGGAGUGACGGAGGUGUUAGCCGCGAUCUUUUGCCUAUAUUCCUUCUGCGCAUGGCGCAUCCCCUGGAGUAGACGUGUGAUAACAUCCCGAAUAGUAGUUGAUAGGUGUCUGCCGAGAUUCUCCGGCGUGGUU
Molecule: messenger RNA, 2029 nt
Organism: Punctularia strigosozonata HHB-11173 SS5
Lineage: Eukaryota; Fungi; Basidiomycota; Agaricomycetes; Corticiales; Punctulariaceae
Product: NCS1 nucleoside transporter family
Exons: 12
Coding region: 63-1751 (562 amino acids)
Biological process (GO): transmembrane transport; nucleobase transport
Cellular component (GO): plasma membrane
Molecular function (GO): nucleobase transmembrane transporter activity
Source: RefSeq, a predicted model, not a curated record